This is a messenger RNA of Hirsutella rhossiliensis, 549 nucleotides long. RefSeq names its product redoxin domain-containing protein. The transcript has 4 exons. Gene Ontology annotation, molecular function: thioredoxin peroxidase activity. Gene Ontology annotation, biological process: cellular response to oxidative stress; cell redox homeostasis; hydrogen peroxide catabolic process. Gene Ontology annotation, cellular component: peroxisome; cytosol; cytoplasm. The record is from RefSeq and is a predicted model, not a curated record. Bases 1 to 549 code for a protein of 182 amino acids. Lineage: Eukaryota; Fungi; Ascomycota; Sordariomycetes; Hypocreales; Ophiocordycipitaceae.
AUGGCGUUUCGUGCCUCCCUCGGGCGAGCCCUCUUGACCCGUCCCGCCGCUCGGAGCUUCCAUUCCUCACCGCGAGCCUGCGUCAAGGUCGGCGACCAGGUGCCUAGCUUUGACGGCCUCUUCGAGAAUUCACCCGGCAACAAGCUCAACCUGGCCGACGAGCUCCAAAAGGCCGACGGAUACAUUGUGGGCGUGCCGGGCGCCUUUACCGGAACCUGCUCGAGCCAGCACAUACCGUCCUACAUCAACCACCCCAAGCUGAAGAAGGCGGGCCAGAUCUUUGUCGUUUCCGUCAACGACCCCUUUGUCAUGAAGGCAUGGGCCGAACAGCUAGAUCCCGCUGGCGAGACUGGCAUCCGGUUCAUCGCCGACCCGACUGCGGGCUUUACCAAAGCCCUCGACCUUGGCUUUGACGGAACGGCCAUCUUCGGCGGCGUGCGCAGCCAGCGCUAUGCCUUGAAGAUUGAGAAUGGCAAGGUGUCAAAGACGCACAUUGAGCCGGACGGGACAGGCGCUGAUGUCUCCAUGGCCGACAAGGUACUGGAUUAG